ACCAUUUUCUGAAGAAAAAAAGUGUUCUUAGUGAAGAAAAAUGUCUGAUUCUGCAGUUGCAACGUCCGCUUCUCCAGUGGCUGCCCCAUCCGCGACAGUUGAGAAAAAGGUGGCCCAAAAAAAGGCAUCUGGAUCUGCCGGCACAAAGGCAAAGAAAGCCAAUGCGGCGCCGUCACAUCCGCCAACUCAGCAAAUGGUGGACGCUUCGAUUAAAAAUUUAAAGGAACGUGGCGGCUCAUCACUUCUGGCAAUAAAAAAAUAUAUCACUGCCACUUAUAAAUGCGACGCCCAAAAGUUAGCUCCAUUCAUCAAGAAGUACUUAAAAUCGGCCGUGGUCAAUGGAAAGCUUAUCCAAACAAAGGGAAAGGGUGCAUCUGGAUCAUUUAAACUUUCGGCCUCCGCCAAGAAGGAUAAGGAUCCGAAGGCGAAGUCGAGGGUUUUGUCUGCUGAGAAAAAAGUGGAAAGCAAGAAGGUAGCAUCCAAGAAGACUGGUGCUUCCUCCAAAAAAACUGCCGCUGGGGCUGCUGACAAAAAGCCCAAGGCUAAGAAGGCUGUGGCCACCAAAAAGACUGCCGAGAAAAAGAAAACCGAGAAGGCAAAAGCCAAGGAUGCUAAGAAAACUGGAAUCGUAAAGUCGAAGCCCGCCGCAACAAAGGCGAAAGCGACCGCGACCGCAGCGAAGUCGAAGGCUGCAGCAGCCAAAGCCCCAAAGGCAAAGCCAGCGGCGUCUGCAAAACCCAAAAAGACUGCGAAGAAAGCAGCGGUUUCUGCUACGGCCAAGAAGCCGAAAGCAAAGACUACGGCUGCCAAGAAGUAAAUUGUGAAAAGUACAUGUUCGCAAUCAAAAUUUUAGAUUUCCAGAUCUGAAAUUUGUUUAAACAAGCCCUUUU
Molecule: messenger RNA, 890 nt
Organism: Drosophila santomea
Lineage: Eukaryota; Metazoa; Arthropoda; Insecta; Diptera; Drosophilidae
Product: histone H1
Exons: 1
Coding region: 41-817 (258 amino acids)
Biological process (GO): nucleosome assembly
Cellular component (GO): nucleosome
Molecular function (GO): DNA binding; structural constituent of chromatin
Source: RefSeq, a predicted model, not a curated record